Molecule: messenger RNA, 1017 nt
Organism: Fragaria vesca subsp. vesca
Lineage: Eukaryota; Viridiplantae; Streptophyta; Magnoliopsida; Rosales; Rosaceae
Product: protein YIPF1 homolog
Exons: 6
Coding region: 1-840 (279 amino acids)
Biological process (GO): vesicle-mediated transport
Cellular component (GO): membrane; Golgi apparatus
Molecular function (GO): small GTPase binding
Source: RefSeq, a predicted model, not a curated record
AUGAUGUCCGGCAAUUACACCAGCAUUGAUAACCAAAGCGUCUCUGGAUCCGUUCCUGCGGUUCCAGAUCCAGGUCACCACACCGUCAAAUUCGAAGAUUCACACCUUCAGACAUUUCCUCCAUCCGAGGCGCAAGGGAAGAUCUCUAGUGGUGCUCGCCCUCCUCGUGAUGCAGAUGACACAUUUUCAAAACCUGUAUCUGGUUCCGAUGAACCCCAGCAGAGUGGUUGGCUACGUACUUUCAGUGUAUCCUCUUACAAAGCAUAUUUUGACGUUGACACUUCAGAUGUUCUAGAGAGGAUUAAAGACUCACUCCUUCCAUAUAGUGGAGCUUUCAAUGAAAAAACAACCAACAAUCCAGAUUUGUAUGGACCUUUCUGGAUAUGCACAACCCUAAUAUUUGUCGCCGCUGCCAUUGGCACCUUCGUGACAUAUGUAGCACACAAGGUCAAGAGUCAAGAGUGGACAUAUGACAUUAAUGUGGUGCAAUGGUCUGCUGGAUUGUUCUAUGGUUAUGUGACUGUUGUUCCUCUUCUGCUGUAUGUAAUCCUUAAAUACUUCUCGGCACCAGCAGGUCUCGUCCAGCUGUUUUGUCUGUAUGGCUACUCCCUGUUUGUCUUUAUACCAGCUUUGUGUCUCUCUGUUGUGCCCUUGGAAAUUUUCCGAUGGGUAAUUGCAGGCGUGGCUGGGAUCAUGUCUGCUACUUUUGUGGCCAUAAACCUUCGCGCCCAUAUUGUUUCAGCAGGUGAAAGCUGGUUCUUGAUUGUGGCUGGGAUAUUUCUAUUGCAGUUGGCUCUAUCUGUCGUGCUAAAACUCUAUUUGUUCACCGUCACAGUCUAGAGUACUAUACAGUAAACUGGGCCUUCAGAAAAGGCGUGAAAGAAUAUGUAGAUUACAAAGUUGAGAUAAUUUUUGGAACAUUGGCUUGUUGUUACUGUUAGCCGAAAUAUUAUUCAUCAAUUAAGCACAUCUUGUAUUCAUUCUUUUCGGAAAUACAAAAUCUCAUAUUUUAGAGUA